Messenger RNA from Penicillium arizonense, 3579 nucleotides. Its product is annotated as GTPase BMS1. The transcript has 3 exons. Gene Ontology annotation, biological process: endonucleolytic cleavage of tricistronic rRNA transcript (SSU-rRNA, 5.8S rRNA, LSU-rRNA); ribosome biogenesis; maturation of SSU-rRNA from tricistronic rRNA transcript (SSU-rRNA, 5.8S rRNA, LSU-rRNA). Gene Ontology annotation, molecular function: U3 snoRNA binding; GTPase activity; GTP binding. Gene Ontology annotation, cellular component: nucleus; 90S preribosome. The record is from RefSeq and is a predicted model, not a curated record. Bases 1 to 3579 code for a protein of 1192 amino acids. Lineage: Eukaryota; Fungi; Ascomycota; Eurotiomycetes; Eurotiales; Aspergillaceae.
AUGGAGCAACAGUCGAACAGGUCGCAUCGGCCUGCAAAGGAGAAGAAGAAAUAUGAAGGUGCCAAUCCAAAGGCCUUUGUCACAUCCAGGCCCGGAAAGCUCAACAAGCAGGCGGCGCGAUCGCACGACGUCAAGGAAAAGAGACUCCAUGUCCCCCUUGUGGAUCGCAUGCCCGAGGAGGCGCCUCCCACUAUCGUCGCGAUCGUUGGACCCCCGGGAGUUGGCAAGACCACGCUUCUCAAAUCUCUAAUCCGUCGCUACACCAAGCAAACCCUCAGCUCGCCGCAAGGCCCGUUGACCGUUGUUACGACCAAGCGCAAGCGUCUCACUUUCCUCGAAUGCCCGUCCGACUCUCUCGCAGCCGCCAUCGAUGUCUCGAAGAUUGCAGACAUUGUGCUGCUCAUGAUUGACGGAAACUUUGGAUUCGAGAUGGAGACUAUGGAGUUCUUGAACGCCUUGUCAACCGCCGGUAUGCCAGGCAACGUCUUCGGUAUCCUUACUCAUCUUGAUCAGUUCAAGAAGCAGAGCACCCUGAAGGACGCAAAGAAGCGCCUCAAGCACCGUUUCUGGAGCGAGCUCUACUCCGGCGCCAAGCUGUUCUACUUAUCUGGAGUUAUCAACGGCCGUUACCCCGAUCGUGAAGUGCACAAUCUGUCCCGGUUCUUGUCGGUCAUGAAGAACCCUCGUCCGCUCGUCUGGCGCAACUCCCACCCUUACUCCCUCGCCGAUCGCUUCUUGGAUAUCACCCCACCUACUCAGAUUGAGGAGAACCCGAAGUGUGACCGCACAGUUGCUCUCUACGGUUACCUUCGUGGUACCAAUUUCCCAGCGCAUGGUGCUCGAGUCCAUGUACCCGGUGUUGGUGAUUUGACUGUCGCUGGCAUUGAGGGCUUGCCUGAUCCAUGCCCAACCCCCUUUAUGGACCAGCAGAUUGCUAAGGCGACAGGAAAGUCAAAAGCCCGCAAGCUGGGUGAGAAGUCAAAGCUGCUUUUCGCUCCGAUGUCCGAUGUUGGUGGAGUCUUGGUUGACAAAGAUGCCGUCUACAUCGAUGUCAAGACCAAUACUUUUGACCGUGAUUCGGAUGAAGACUCAGAAGACGAGGACCGCCGCGGUCUUGGUGAGCAGCUUGUUGUGAACCUCCAGGGUGAGCGCAAGAUGCUUGGUGAGGGUGAUCAGGGUGUCCGUCUGUUCCGUGGUGGCGAGGCUAUCGCUCAGGCGGAUGAUGAUGAGACAGGUCGGAAGGGUCAACGCCGCGCGCGCAUUGCCGAAACCGAACAAGAUGAUCAAGAACUCGACGAAGGUGAUGUUUCCGAGAGCGAGGAAGGUCAAGAUUUCGACGAGGACAUGAGCGAUGAUGAUGAUGAAGGCGAACUCGACAUGUCAGCACCGGAUGACUUUGAGGCUCGCUUCAAGGCCAAGCAAAACGGAAAGACCGGAAAGGCUGGCGAAGAGGAAGAUUUGGCAUUUGCUGACAGUGAUUCCGAUCUUGGCUCCAUCUCUUCCGUCGAAGACCAGGAACUCGAGAGCGGCGAUGAAGAUGAAGACGAGGAGGACGAAAAUGAGGAGGAUGAAGACGACGAAGAGGAUGAGGAGGGCAAUGUGCGAUGGAAGGACAACAUGCUUGCCAAUGCCAAAGCUCUUCACGGAAAACGCCCCCCAUUCCGAGUCACUGACCUGUCGAGAAUGAUGUACGACACUUCAAUUACCCCGGUCGAUGUCGUAAAGACGUGGCGUGGUGAGGACUCUGACGACGAGGAAGAGGAAGAUGGAACCGCCGACGACGAGGGUGAUGAAUUCUUCAAGAAGACAAACAAUGAGAAGAAAGACCAAGCCGACUUCCGUGCCGUCCCCGAGUACGACUACGACGAGCUGGAGCGCAAGUGGCGGGAUGAGGAAUUGCUUGAAUCUAUCAGAUCUCGCUUCGUCACUGGUAAGCUGGGCGGAGGCGGCUCAGAUGAUGAGGACAUGGACGACGAUCUCGACGAGGAUGACGAGGAUGAGGGUGAUGGUGACUACGAGGACUUGGAAUCUGGCGAAGUCUUUAACGGCAUCAAGGAUGACGAUGACGAAGACGACGAAGAUGAUGAAGAGAAGGGCGACGAUGAGCCCAAUGAGCCAGAGGAUCUUGAAGCCGAACGUGAGCGAAAUGCCAAGAAGAAGGAAGAGCUCAAGCUUCGCUUUGAAGAAGAAGAUCGGGAAGGAUUUGGAAACGCGAAGGACGGGACGCGUGAUGGCCUAGAAGGCGAGUUUGGCGAAGACGACUGGUAUGAUUUGCAGAAGGCGAAGAUGCAAAAGCAGACUGAUAUCAACCGUGCCGAAUUCGAGAACCUCGACCCUGCCUCGCGCGCUCGUGCUGAAGGUUACAAGGCCGGUACAUACGCUCGGAUCGUCCUCGAGAACGUCCCCUACGAGUUCGUCUCCAAGUUCAACCCUCGCUUCCCUGUCAUCGUUGGUGGUCUCUCUCCCACUGAGGAUCGCUUCGGCUACGUGCGGAUUCGUAUCAAGAGACACCGUUGGCACAAGAAGAUCCUCAAGAGCAACGACCCGUUGAUCUUCUCGCUUGGUUGGCGACGCUUCCAGACCAUGCCUAUCUACUGUACCACGGACAGUCGGACAAGAAACCGUAUGCUCAAGUACACCCCUGAGCAUAUGCAUUGUUUCGCUACCUUCUACGGCCCUCUUGUCGCGCCCAACACUGGUUUCUGUUGCGUGAACUCGUUCUCGAACAAAAACCCCGGUUUCCGUAUUGCUGCGACCGGUGUUGUUGAGAGUGUCGAUGAGCACACCGAGAUUGUCAAGAAGCUCAAGCUCACUGGUCACCCUUACAAGAUCUUCAAGAACACCGCUUUCAUCAAGGACAUGUUCAACUCUUCCCUCGAAAUUGCCAAGUUCGAGGGUGCAUCCAUCAAGACAGUCUCUGGUAUUCGCGGUCAGAUCAAGCGUGCCCUUGCCAAGCCUGAGGGUUGCUUCCGUGCUACCUUCGAGGACAAGAUCUUGAUGAGUGAUAUUGUCUUCCUGCGUGCCUGGUACCCCAUCAAGCCUCACCGCUUCUACAACCCCGUGACCAACCUGCUCGACCAGGUUGAGGGUCAGAAGGGCGACAAUGGAUGGCAGGGUAUGCGUUUGACCGGUGAGGUCCGCCACGCCCAGGGAAUUCCCACACCCCAACUCAAGGACUCUGCCUAUCGCCCCGUCGAGCGUCAAGCCCGUCACUUCAACCCCCUCCGCGUGCCCAAGCAGCUGGCCGCCGAGCUGCCCUUCAAGUCUCAGAUCACCAAGAUGAAGCCCCGCAAGGACCAGACAUACAUGCAGAAGCGAGCCGUUGUCCUGGGAGGCGAGGAGAAGAAGGCCCGCGAUCUCAUGCAGAAGCUCACCACCAUGCGCAAUGAGAAGCAAGCCAAGCGUUCUGCCAAGCAGGAAGAGCGCCGCAAGGUCUACCGUGCUAAGGUGGCUGAAGGCCUGGAGAAGAAGGCUGAGCGUGAGAAGAGAGAGCGCAAUGAUUACUGGCGCAAGGAGGGCAAGAAGCGUAAGAACACCGAUGAAGAGGGUGGUGGUGGCCGCGGCAAGAAGCGUAAGUGA